GGCAUUGGCACAGUCCACACACGGCUCUCCUGGCAGCCAACACGGGCCUCCAGACCUCAGGGAAAACCAUGGAGACAUCAGGACCCUCCUCCCAGACUCCAGAUCACAGUCGAGUCCAUGGAGAAACAGAAGAUCUAGACUAUGAAGAGACGGAUUUCCACAAGUCAGACAGGGAGGCUGGACUCCUUUCUCAUGAACAACCCAAGAGAGACGAGUCUUCUACCUCCUUCUCCUCUUCCUCCCUGUCAUCCUGCUCUUCCUCAGGUGCUGAGCAUGAGGAGCCUGACCUUUUGAAGGAUGAGCUUCAGCUCUAUGGAGGUGCCCCUGGAGAGGUGGUGCCCUCUGGAGAAUCAGGACUCCGAAGAAGAGGCUCUGACCCAGCAAGUGGAGAAGUGGAGGCCUCUGAGUUAAGAAGACUGAAUAUAAAGAAAGAUGAUGAGUUUUUCCAUUUUGUCCUGCUCUGCUUUGCCAUUGGGACCUUGCUGGUGUGUUAUCACUAUUAUGCAGACUGGUUCAUGUCCCUUGGGGUCGGCCUGCUCACCUUCGCCUCCCUGGAGACCGUCGGCAUCUACUUUGGGCUGGUGUACCGGAUCCACAGCAUCCUGCAUGGCUUCAUCCCCCUCUUUCAGAAGCUUAGGCUGAUGGGAUUCAGGAAGACCGACUGAGGCCAGUGCUGGGCCGGCAGCCGCGCUGGGCCCCAGUAUGACCACCACUGCAUCCCCUGAAUGUGCAAGGGCAGAGCCCCAUUCUGGGAGACACGCGGGCGGGCCAGUCUAGAGCAAUAAAGAGAGCACUUUUCCUUCCGUGUCGUCUGAACGUUGGCACCAGCCUGGACCCAGGUAUCAUUUGGGCAGUAUUGGCAUGCAAUCCAGCUGCCAGGAUGGAAAGCAGAGGCAAGGUGCCAGGCCUAUGCCCUUUGCGGUUCCUGGAUCAACAGGAGGAUUCUAGGAUGUCACUGCUCUCAGGAGACAGUAGGAGACCCCUGGGCUCUGCAAGCUGUCAUUCGUGUGGGCUCCUGAUUCCUCUCAAAUCCCCAGGCCAUCCAGGUGGGGUGAGAGAGGAAAGAGAGCCCACUGCCCCGAGGCAGGGAGCCAUCAUGCCGGGCCCCUAGGGUGAACCUGAUACAGGCGAGCUGCUGGGGACUAAAGCCACAGCAUCAAGGCAUCUUCUCUAGCCCCAUUGCCUAGUGCCAGCCCCGCUGCCUUGGAUUCCAUUAAGAUUCAAAUAAACGUUUUCUUCCCUGGACUAAA
Messenger RNA from Callorhinus ursinus (northern fur seal), 1250 nucleotides. It is a transcript of the gene TMEM40, whose product is annotated as transmembrane protein 40. NCBI's taxonomy places the organism in Eukaryota, Metazoa, Chordata, Mammalia, Carnivora, Otariidae. The record is from RefSeq and is a predicted model, not a curated record.